Molecule: messenger RNA, 4063 nt
Organism: Geodia barretti
Lineage: Eukaryota; Metazoa; Porifera; Demospongiae; Tetractinellida; Geodiidae
Source: the annotation of a GenBank genome assembly
CGACGUUUGCGCUCGCGAGGGACAUGGAGAAGCCGCCGAUCGAGCUGGUGGUGCAGGCCUUGGAGACAUUCUCGAGACACCACGACCCCGCCGAGCAGCAGAAGGCCUCCAAAUGGCUGGAGCAGCUGCAACGCUCCGUGCACGCGUGGGAGGUGGCCGAUCAGUUGCUGGCUCUGAAGGGAAGCCAGGAGGCAAGCUACUUUGCAGCCCAGACGAUGCAGUCGAAAAUCCGGCACAAUUUCGACGAACUUCCGCCGCAAACGCACACUGCAUUGAGAGAUUCGCUGCUCAAUCACUUACAGAACUUUUGCACAGAACACCACACAAUCACCCGACAGCUGGCAGUAGCCCUGGCUGAUCUGGCGUUACAAGUGUCCCAAUGGAACACAGUCGUUCCAGACCUCAUCCAACGGUUUGGUAGCAAUGUGUCGACAGUUGGCGUUCUGUUAGAUGUUCUCAUUGUCCUACCUGAAGAGACUUACAACAGAAGUCUGCGUCUGGGGGAGACAAGGAGAAAGGAACUGAGACAGCUCCUCAGCCACAGCUGUACCGACGUACUCUCUCUCCUCGUCGCAUGCCUCAACAGUUACCACGACAACAACCUCCUCACAAAGGCACGUCGUAAAUGCUGCUAAAUCUUCAGUCACGCCAGAAUUUUCCUCCCCUCCACCAGUUGUACAACUGCCUCGGGAGCUGGGUCAACAUGGGCACAUUCCCAGUCCACGAACUGGCACAGAGUCCUCUGGUCCAGGCUCCAUUCCAAACCCUGACCCAGCUGGAAGUACCGUCGAUGCUGUAUGACGCGGCGACAGACUCCAUAUGCGCCAUGUUGUACGUCUGUGAAGACGUCCAGGCCUUCUUCCCUCUAGCUCUCGUCCUCAAAUCACAAGUGGAACAGAUGAGACCUCUCUUUCAGGCAGCUGUCCAGAUCGAGGACUCUGACAGGUCUAUAUGUCUCUGUAGGAUAUUCACAGAGAUGUGCGAGUCCUUCCUCUACUACUCUCACCAUCCACCCAAACUCACAAGUGGGUGAUCUGAGGGUUCUGGAGUGGCUACUGGAGUGUGUCGCCCACCCCGAAUACGAGGUGGCGGAAAUAACCUUUAACCUGUGGUACAGACUAAGUGAAGAACUGCUGAAGAUGGAGUGUGUCGAAAACGUGAGGAUCUUCAAACCCUACAUCACCAAACUCAUCAGCCAUCUCUGUGUCCACUGUCGCCUCGACGAGGACGUCAACAAGGACACGGUGCCGGGAGAGAAGGAGGAGUUUGGGCAGUUCAGAAAGACAGUGAAGGAGGUUCUGCGCGACGUCAUCUUUAUUGUAGGAUCGCUGGAAGUCUUCGGAGAGCUAUAUUCAAAUAUAUGUAAACCGAACCUCUCCUGGAACGAGAAUGAAGCGUGUCUCUUUGUCAUGCACGCAGUCGCACCAUCCAUCAGGACAGAUGAGUCAAAACUACUACAAAUAGCAGUGCCAGUCCUUCUGUCCAUACCUCCGGACACCCACUGUGCCGUAAGAGCUACAACCUUGGAUCUGAUUGGAGAACUUGCUGAAUGGAUCGACAACCAUCACGACGUACUAGGUGUGUACCCAACAUUAUUCAUUCCUAUUCCCCAUACCACAUUCUGUCAUUCUCCACAUUCUGUCAUUCUCCGAUGCUUCAUUCUGUCAUUCUCCCAUGCUUCAUUCUGUCAUUCUCCCAUACCUCAUUCUGUCGAUCUCCCAUACCACAUUCUGUCAUUCCCCCAUACCUCAUUCCCUCGUUCCCCAGACACAGUACUCCAGUUCAUUCUGGACGGUCUCAAGAUCCAAAGCGUGGCGUCUCACGCCGCGAAGGCAGUCCAGAAAGUCUGUCAAAAGUGCAGAAAAAGAAUGGCUCCUCACUUUGACGGCCUCCUGCAGAUAAUCCAGUCUGCGGACCAGCUAUCGGUGUCCAACGAUGCGAUAGUUGGACUCCUGAAGGGAGCUGCGGAGGUCCUGUCUCAGCUGCCACACGACAAGGUCACAGCUGGUAUGAGAGGCCUGGUCCAGCUGCACAUCACCCCUCUUCUCGAGCUGACCCAGAACUCCCACCUGGGUAAGGCGGGGACGUCAGGUGACCCAGCUCUCUGGAUGGACCGACUGACAGCCCUGUUCAGAUCUUGUUCCAUCGAGCUGGACGGUGGGCAGUCUCACCCGUGCCAGCCCGUCGUCGAAGAACUGUGGCCAGUGAUAGCUGCCGUGGUAACGACAUACCAGUCAGAUGACAAGAUAAUGGAGCGGACGUGUCGCUGCGUUCGGUUCAUUCUUCGCUGUCUCGGCAAAUACUCCUACUCCAUUCUCACCUCUCUAGUUGAAAUAGCCAUCCAGGUUUACAAGAGCCACCACCAAUCAUGUUUUCUAUAUCUCGGAUCCAUCAUAGUCGACGAGUUCGGUUCCGACCCAAACUACCAACAGGGUCUCCUGUUCAUGUUGGUAGCCUUCGCGGAGGUGUCAUUUCCACUACUCAGCGGUCCAACUGGUCUCAUCGAUAAUCCUGACACCAUCGACGAUAUCUUCCGACUCUGCUCACGGUUUAUUCAACAUGUGCCGGAGAAAUUUUUGGGGUCGCCCGUUGCGCCAGCUAGCAUUCAGUGUGCCCUGGCAGCCAGUGUGCUGGACCACCGAGAUGCCUUCUCUAGCGUGAUGAAGUUUUUUAGAGAUUUGCUGACUCUCGGCAAGAACGAUGACUUGAUCGAGGCUGACAAAAUGCAGAGACAGGCUGUUGUGAGCUCAUUCAUUGCAGAACACGGACCAACAAUUAUGGACCGCCUGGUGCAAGGAUUUGUAACCCUGCCAACGUACAUGUUGACUGAAUCGACUGAAGUGCUCUGGACGUUUCUCGAACAAUCAAAAGAGGUGUGCAUGUCACUGCUCCAGUCAUCCAUCGAGAAGUUGCCAGUUCGAAGUACGAUGAAAGUGACGGCAGAACAGCAAACCACCAUCAUACUCUCUGUCUCUAGGUGUGAUGAUGUCAACAAACUGUAUCCCGUCGUCAAGGACCUCGCCAGGCUGUACAGAUGAUACAUGUUACCAUGACAACCCCCGGGCAACGUCUACUGACACUCAAUUUUGCGCGGACCAAACUAUUAUAUCCACUUUUUUUCACUUUUUGUGUUCUCAUGACCUUUUGCAUCCAACAUGUUCUAAAAUAAAAUUUACAGUGAAAAAUUACUUAUCUGAAAAAAAUUAAUGCAUGCAUAAUGCAAAAUAAUGCUUCUUGUUAAUACACUUUAGUAUAAUGGCAACAGUGAUCAUACAAACGUAUAAUGAAUGGGAUAAUAAUAAUAAUUAUGCAACAGUGAUCAUACAAACACGUAUGACGACACAGUAUUAUGCAAUUACAUACACACAUAAACAGAAGUACUGUUGUCUAGUUAGGCUGUCCGUGAGCAGCGAGACCGGCUGUGGAACGAGCCUUCAUUAUGGUGGCUCUGGCCAUGAACUGCUUCCUAGAUAAUUCCCUCACGUACUGAGUUAGAGGGGGGAGGAAUGAUGUAAUGCCACAAAAAGUAUGGUUAAUACGUCCACUGUUAAAGCGAAACACCUGCUUAAUACGAACCACUUUGAAAUCCCCAGGCAUUAUAACACUAAUACAACUAGCUACUGUAAUAGCGAAAUUCCUUUUAAUAUGAACAUUGAUGAUGGUCCCCUGGAGUUCAUAAUUAACGAGGUUCGACUGUAGAUCUGAUACCUUCAAGAAGACUUCGAGUUCGAUGACUCCCUUCCUGAGGGCCUCUCCCAGAUAGUAGACGGUGUCUUCGACCGCAUUCUCCUCCGCAUACAGCUGCAGGAUCCUUUCAUAUAGGGGAGUGGUAGCAGAGACAGCCUCAUCAACGUUGACGUCGUCAGGCUGGGCUCUGAGGUACUCCAGUAGGGACUCCAACUGUGCAUUCUUGUCUUUCAUUACCGUGAUACUCUGGUCUACCUCACGCUACAGAGAGAGAGAGAGGGAGAGAGAGAGUACCUCUUUUUUCUCCAUUUCUUCCAUCAUUUCGUUGAUGCGUCUGCUGCCGUCUUGCAGCUCUUUCUGCGUCUUCUGAAGUACA